This is a messenger RNA of Protopolystoma xenopodis, 867 nucleotides long. The record is from the annotation of a GenBank genome assembly. Lineage: Eukaryota; Metazoa; Platyhelminthes; Monogenea; Polystomatidea; Polystomatidae.
AUGUUCUUUUUUACUUUAUCUUCUUUUGCCGUUUCCAAUCACGCUUGUGUCACCCCAGUGAGGACUAGACCUGUAAUGCCAGGUUCUGGACUUUUGCGUUGUUCUUCUCUCCUCUCGACUGCCCAUCAGCAGACACCAAAAGGCCUUCGUGCCUCUACACGCCUCGUUGAUACUGCCGCGUCCCCGUUGCCUAGUGGUGAUUUUAUCGAUCUUGGCGCUAGUGGCCUCAUCGAUAGCUAUACUUCGAGAAGUCCUAUGUUCAAUGGCCGGCCGAUAAGCUCACUCCGAGGCAUCUUGGCUUCGGGGGGGCUUGAAUGGGAUUGUUUUGAAGCUGGUAUGCUUUCACCCACCACAGAUCCUGAAGAAACUCGGCCCCCAUUAGGUUCUUGCUUGGAUGAGCAAGUACCCUUUACAUCUGAAUGCUUCCCUCUCCCCUCUAUGCUUCCCAAUCGCUAUUCUCUUGCUCCGUCGGCCGCUCCCUCUUCUCUUCCUCCUUUGCCUUCCAAUUCCAUUUCUCCCACACCCCCUCCCUCUGUUUCAUCCGUGGCCCAUGCUAUUUCCUCUGCUUCAGCCUCGCUCACAGCGCAUGCGACCGUCUCUGCCACCUGUAAAGGUAUGCAACGCUGCUCAGACAACGGUCCUGCUCGCUGCACACGGGGUCUUAGACUUGGCCAUACAGGAGCCGCAACAAAUGGCCUUUUCGCCACCCGCACACCCAAGGGCAAGAAUGCUGCAGUUUUGAUGAAUGAUGGUAAGACAGCCUAUUUGAACUUCAUUUUUCCAACUUCAACGGCCUCCGGGGUUCUGAUUAAUUGCAAGAAAAUUGUUCACCCACUUCUACUUGGCCCAUGGAGAAUAAUACUUUAA